Kalmanozyma brasiliensis GHG001 is the source of this 564-nucleotide messenger RNA. RefSeq names its product Cyclophilin-like peptidyl-prolyl cis-trans isomerase domain protein. Gene Ontology annotation, cellular component: intracellular membrane-bounded organelle. The coding region runs from base 1 to 564 and encodes 187 amino acids. The transcript has a single exon. Gene Ontology annotation, molecular function: peptidyl-prolyl cis-trans isomerase activity. Gene Ontology annotation, biological process: protein folding; protein peptidyl-prolyl isomerization. Lineage: Eukaryota; Fungi; Basidiomycota; Ustilaginomycetes; Ustilaginales. The record is from RefSeq and is a predicted model, not a curated record.
AUGGCAUCCACAAGCACAUCAGGUGCAGCCGUCGUGCCUGGUGCGGGCACCAACGGUCGACCCAUCGUGUUCAUGGACAUCUCGAUCGGUGACACUCCCGCUGGUCGACUCAAGUUCGAGCUCUUCUCCGACAUCGUCCCUCGUACUGCCGAGAACUUUCGGCAGCUCUGCACCGGCGAGUUCCGCCCGAAUCACGUACCUGAGGGCUACAAGAACUCGAUCUUCCACCGCAUCAUCAAGGACUUCAUGUGCCAGGGCGGUGACUUUAUCAACGCCGACGGCACCGGUUCGCGCUCCAUCUACGGCGACAAAUUUGAUGACGAGAACUUUCACCUCAAACACGACAAGGCGGGUCUGUUGAGCAUGGCCAACUCAGGACCAGGAACAAAUGGUUGCCAGUUCUUUGUGACUGCCCAGCCGUGUCCCUUUUUGGACGGCAAGCACGUCGUGUUUGGCAAGGUGGUCGACGGGUUGUUGACCUUGCGAAAGAUGGAGAAUGUUCCUACGGGUGCCAACAACAGGCCCAAGAUGGCCGUCAAAGUCACCCAAUGUGGCGAGAUGUAG